Molecule: messenger RNA, 660 nt
Organism: Thlaspi arvense
Lineage: Eukaryota; Viridiplantae; Streptophyta; Magnoliopsida; Brassicales; Brassicaceae
Source: the annotation of a GenBank genome assembly
AUGGGAACUCCAGAGAGUAAGAGGGAGCCAUGUCCCGAUCGGAUCCUCGAUGAUAUCGGCGGUGCGUUUGGCAUGGGAGCCGUCGGAGGAUCCGCCUUUCACUUCAUAAAAGGGUUCUACAAUUCUCCCGCCGGCGCUCGUCUCUCCGGCGGCACUCAGUUCGUGCGGAUGAACGCGCCGCGAGUCGGAGGAAGCUUCGCGGUGUGGGGUGGUCUUUUCUCGACCUUCGAUUGCGCCAUGGUGUACGCAAGACAGAAGGAGGAUCCAUGGAACUCGAUCCUCUCCGGCGCCGCCACCGGAGCACUUCUCUCGAUGCGUCAAGGGCUAACCGCUUCCGGUCGAGCGGCUAUGUUCGGAGGUGCGAUGUUGGCUCUCAUAGAAGGAGCCGGGAUCAUGCUCAACAAAUUUAAUGCUUCGCAGCAGAACGAGCAGUUUUCGAUGGAGGACCCUGCAGCUUCGGUACCGCCUGGUGUGACCAUGGGUCAGGUUUUUGGUCAGUCCGUACCAGAGACUCCUUCUGCUUCGGAGGCAGGUUCGGGAUCUUGGUUUGGGGGUUUGUUUGGUAGUGGGAAGAAGAAGGAGUCUGCGGAUAAAUCAGGGAGCAAGACUCAGAUUUUGGAGAGCUUUGAUGCACCUCCUGUGCCAACUUACGAGUUUUAA